Molecule: messenger RNA, 3727 nt
Organism: Mytilus trossulus (common blue mussel)
Lineage: Eukaryota; Metazoa; Mollusca; Bivalvia; Mytilida; Mytilidae
Product: integral membrane protein 2A-like
Exons: 6
Coding region: 173-1036 (287 amino acids)
Biological process (GO): negative regulation of amyloid precursor protein biosynthetic process
Cellular component (GO): Golgi apparatus; extracellular exosome; plasma membrane
Molecular function (GO): amyloid-beta binding
Source: RefSeq, a predicted model, not a curated record
CAAGAAAGCACAACACGCGAUCAGCUGUUAUACAACUUUUAAGGGAGACAACUGAUUCUGUUUUUAUUGAGAAACACGCAGAUGCGGAAGUUUGAAAGGUCAACAAGGAAAUCCAAGGAGCUACAUAAUCAGACAAAAACUUUGUUGAAGAAAGACAAUUAAAACAGUCAAGAUGACAAUCAUCAAAGGUUCAUCACUUAAACCAGAUAAAACCAUUCUUGAGAAGAAGCUACUACAGGAGUCUUUGGAAGAAGGAGGAGAGCAAGCACCAGAGGUCCAUGUUACACAUUUUCAUGUACAACAGAGAAGGAGAUGUUGUUUCAACUUUUUCCUGAUUUUACUUGCCUUGUUAGUAUUGGCUGCUGGUAUUGUGUCUGGUGUCUAUCUAUACAAACAUCUGUCUAGGAAGCAUUACAAAGGUUCAGUGACCUUUGAACCUACUGAACCCCACUUUUCAGCAGACCAACAGAAAAUGAUGGAACCUCACCCAAUGGACCAUUUUGGAAAGGAAAGAUCUCAUAUGAAGCAUGUCCACAUGAAUUUAAAUCGUUUGAAGAUGAAACCUAUGAAACCUUUCAGAGUUCAGCAAGAUGUGGAAGUUGAGGACAAUAGUUAUGAAAAAAUUCACAUGCCAAAGUUUGGCAUCUUUAAAGAGACUUUAGUGCUUCAUGAUUUCACAAGGAACUACUCUGGAAUUGUUGACUUUGAUGAAGGAGUAUGCUAUGUUAUGAGGCUGAAUAGAGACAAAAUCACACCUCCAAGAGAUUGGUUUGACUUGAUCAGAAAGUUUGCAACUGGCUACUAUAUGCCCAAGGCAUCAGUACUAAAGAGGAAAUACAGGGUAGCAGAAGGACCUCUGGAAGAUCUCUCCAGAUUUGGGGUCUACAUCGAAAAAGAAUGCAGCAACUACCGUACUUUCUGGCUGGAAAAGAAAGUUGGAGAUGGUUUGAUUGAGAAGAGAAGUGCCUCCAGUGAGAAUUGUUACGGAAACUUCAAUGGAAUUGACACUGUUGUAGAAUAUUGCAUCACACAGUAAAUAUGGAGCAGACAAUUUGUUAUUUGUUUUCUUGUUAUAACGUAUACAAACUUCAUUGCAAAAGCUACAUUAUAUACUGUUUCAUACAUUUAUGUAAAUUCAUAUUUGAUAAUAGGAUAGAGGAGAAUCUAUAAUGAAUCGAAGUCCAUACAAUUUGAGAGUAGUGUUCUGUGAGAUUUGUUAAUAUGGAUAGCAUAAUUUCGUUUAUCUGUGGUUAUAUGUUUUGAACAUCUGCACAAGUUUUACAAUUGGUCAGAUUUUUUUCAGAGUUAAAAUUGUAUAUAAAAUUUAUAGUAAAAUUUUCUCAUUAUAAAUGAUUAUAUUAAUUGUUAUUUAUGAAAAUGAGUAAGAAUCACAGAACACAUCUAGUAUAAAACAUGUAACAUCUUUAAUGUUCAGCAAACAAACAGUGAAUCUGAUUUCUCUACUGAAAAAAGUUGUAUUAAAGAACUUUGUGAAAGUUAUAUGAGAACCAUUUUAAAAAAUAUUGGUUUGACAGGAUGGACAGCAUUAACACAGCAUAAAUUUAAAGUAUAGGACAUAAAAAGUCAAUGUUUUUGAUAUGUUUUAUACUUUUCUUUGUGUCCAUGUUAUAACAGACCCUUUCUUCAGUGUUUACCAUUAGGACUGUUGUUAAUGUUAUUUUAGGGCCGUUCCAAAAAGUGAUUGUGAUGGGAGCAAGGGAGGCAAUCAAAUAAAUUUAUUAAAGGUAGUUCGUUGCAUCUUUCUACAGAAUUUGUAAAAAAUAUGUUUUGGUGGAUUUGGGUUAAAAAAAAUUGGCCUCCAAUGCCACAUGAAUAAAAGGUUGUUUUUCUGUAAAAUUCCUAUUAAAUCUGUCACUCAUUGUGAAAUGAAUAUCUGUACAUACAAAAAGUUCAGUGAAAUACUUUAUAAUAUGAAAAACACAGAAAAAGGAGGGAAAAUUCAAUAUUUUAGCUAGAUCAGUACUUGCACUGAUAAUGUUUCUUGUGUUUAUCAUUUAUUCCUUAUCCAAAGAUAUAUUUCAUUUCCUUCAUUUUAAACUGUCCAAUUCUAAAUUUAUCCUAUAAGAUUUGUAUAUAUGAACAAUGAUAUUUUGUUUUUUCAUUUUUUUUCAUUUCAAAUCAUAGAUAUUGAUGUUGUUUUUUUUGCUUACUUUUUUUUUAAAAGUCUUGUAAUAUCCUGCAUUAAACACCUUCAGCUUGAUAUGCUUCAUAGCAAACCACAUAUUUUUGCCUAGCAUUGUAUGUGUAUUUUUUUUAUAAUUAUUUUUUAUAAUGUUAUUUGCGUUAUUUAUUAUUUAAAUGUAAAUUUGUGAUAGUUUAAACUAAAGACAAAAUUACAAGAAAAAACAAAAUUUUGUCUAUUACAGAAUAAAAAAAACUUCUUUCUUCAUUUUGUUUUGGAAAUUGUAGUACAAUUAUUUUUUUCUGAGAUAAACACUAUCUGCAUUGCAAACUACAAAAUAAAAUGCUUUUUAAAAAAUACCAAUUUUUCAAAAUAUAUAUAUAUGGACUCAAUUCCCAACCUGUUUCCCAAAUCUAAAUUUCUUUUUUGAAAUCUAGCUUUUGUAAAGCUGCAAUUUCUAGACAAAGGGGAACAAGUAUUGACCAGAAUUGCCAAUACAAACUUAUUACUAUUUGAGUAGGAAAAUCCCAGAUUGUUUUGAUAGCUGUAUUCUCCCAAUUAAAUGUUAAAAUAGUUUUUUUAUUUUGUUUUGUAUAUUAACUAGAUGUUGUCUUUAAAUUGUAUGUUUAAAAUAGUUACAAAUAAAAAAAAUUCAGUUGAUACAUCUUUUCAUGCUAUAUUAAAUAUUAAGUGAAUUAUUUCUGUUAAACAAAAACAAGAUGUGUAAACAAGUUUACACUUUUAACUAUUUAACCCAGACCAGGGACGUAUAUAUAAGUCCUUGAAGAAUUGUGUUAAAUGCUAACUGACCCAUUUUACUGAUAUCAUGCCCUAUAAAAGUGAACAAAUUUUGUAUACGGCUUAAUUAAGAAAGCUUAAAAAUCUUUUAGUCCAAACAGAUUUGUAAUUAUCACUUGUCACCCCAAAAAUAGGGAAUGAAGUCACAAAACUAAUAACAAUUCAAAGACAAGUGAUGUAGCAAUCUUACAAUGUAAAUGUACAUACUGUAGAAAGAGAUAAAAUGAAACUUAAAAAUAAAGUUUUAAAUUUAUCAGUUAACUAUUCAGUAUAUUUUUAUUUUAUUUGACAAAAGAUACCACAGUCGUGUCUUACGUUCAUUGUAUUAUAGAUAUAUAUAUAUAUAAACUGUAAAGGCAGAAAUUACCAAUGAGGUUUUAAUUUAGUUAAUGUCACUGAUGGACAUUAUCCACAAAAUGAAAACAUGAAAAAACUUGUUACCUACAAAUAUUUUUUUCACUUUUACAUCCUGGAAAUUGGAAACAACAAAAAUAAGUUCUCAUGAAAUCAAGUUUUAGAGACAAAAGAUUCAAAAAUUUAACAAAUACAAUAUUUCUACAGUAUAAGGCUAUGUUUUAUACACAUACUUUCUUCAUUAAAGAUACAUUUCUAUAAAUUUCAUGAUCCAUUGUUUAAAGAAUAGCAAGUUUUUUGUUUUAUUUUAUUGAACCUAACAGAUUAAUAAAGAAAUAAGAAUUUCUAAGAUAUAGAAAACUUUUUGAAUUUUGUACAUUUUUUAAUGUUAUUUGUUAUCAUCAUAUAAAAAAUAAAAGUUUUCAUAAAACA